Messenger RNA from Euleptes europaea (tarantolino), 1645 nucleotides. RefSeq names its product embryonal Fyn-associated substrate (gene EFS). The coding region runs from base 1 to 1635 and encodes 544 amino acids. Gene Ontology annotation, molecular function: protein binding. Lineage: Eukaryota; Metazoa; Chordata; Lepidosauria; Squamata; Sphaerodactylidae. The transcript is spliced from 6 exons. The record is from RefSeq and is a predicted model, not a curated record. Gene Ontology annotation, cellular component: plasma membrane; focal adhesion; cytoplasm. Gene Ontology annotation, biological process: cell migration; cell surface receptor protein tyrosine kinase signaling pathway.
AUGUCACAGGCUCAGCUCUGCCGAGCUCUUUACGACAACACCGCUGAGUGCCUGGAUGAACUUUCUUUCCGCAAAGGGGACCUGAUGGUUCUGCUGCAGCCGGAGGCUCCGGGCUUGGAGGGGUGGCACCUCUGUUCCCUCCACGGCCAGCAGGGCAUCGUGCCCGCCAACAGGGUGAAAGUCCUGCCCGAGCCAGGAUCUCCAGGGCCGGCCCCUCGCAGAAAGCACACCCCAGGCGACGUCUACCAAGUCCCCAGGAAGGAGGCGGCGGCUCUAGCAGGAACGGCGUUCGAAGCGACCCAGGAUGAGCUCAGAAGAAGGGGGCCGCGUCAAGAAGAGCAGGAAGUCUAUGAGGUGCCCCCGCCUGCUCGGCCUUGCCCUCUACCCCCUGAAGGGAUCUACAGGGUCCCCCGCGGUAUCAGAAGAGACGGCCCUACAGAGGUUUAUGACGUCCCCUCAUCUUUGCUCCGGGACCCUCCAGCGGACACCUACGACUCGCCUUCCCCAUGUCCCAAGAAGGUAGCCCGCGUGGCCCCCCAGCCCACUCUCCCCCCGCCCUCUGAUGACCCCUAUGACGUGCCGCUUGCCUUCAAGAAGCCCUCUGGUCUAGAGGAGGAAGAAGAGGAGGAAGAGGGAGGCUCGGAGAGGCCCCUUGUCUACGCCACCCCGUCCAACUUGCGGCGAGCCUCGGCACUGCUGAACUUGUACGAGUCACCCGAGGAAGUGCUGGGAGGGGGGCGGGAGGAAGAACAAGAGGAGGAAGAGGAAGAUGGAGGCAUCUAUGAUGUUCCUCUUCUGCCGCCCGGCUCUCCACCCCUCGAGGGGGCACUUCAAGGACUAAGCUUGAGGGAGCCUGGCCCCCCUUCCCGCCCUCGUCUGCCCUCUGCCGAGAGUCUGUCUCGCCGUCCAUUGCCUGCCCUUCCCAGCGAAGAACGGCUUUCUAUAGAGCCUCCGCCACCGUCGCCAAGUAUCGUCAGGAAGGGCAGCAUCCAGGACCGACCGUUGCCCCCGCCGCCUCCCCGACUGGGGGGUCUUGGAGCAGGGGACCAGCUGGAGUCUGUCAGGGACGAGGGGUACAAUGAAUACGAGGGGAUCCGCCUGGCAGAGGAAUAUGACUAUGUUCAUCUCAAGGGAGCAGAUAAAAUCCAGCCCAAGGCAUCAACGCCUGAAGGGACUUCCGGACCCGCACUUCCUGGUGACACAGCUCAGACUGAAGAACAGGUGCCGCCUUCCCCGGAGGACAGCCAGUUGUUGCAGUUCUAUACAGGGCAGUGUCAAACCCAUUACAACACCCUGCUUUCAGCCAUCGAGGCACUCCUUGCCAGCGCCGGUGCCAACCAGCCCCCCCGAGUCUUCGUGCCCCACGGGAAGUUCGUGAUCAUCACGGCGCACAAACUGGUGUUCGUGGGGGACACCGUGUCUCGGCUCGCGUCCUCCUCCACCGUGCGAGCCAGGGUGGGGGCGGCCAGCGGUGCCCUGUGCCAGGCCCUGAAAGACGCUGUCCUGUCGGUCAAGGGUGCCGCCUUGCGCUACCCAUCGCUUCCUGCCGCCCGUGAGAUGCGGGAGUGCGUGGCGGAGCUCUCCCGACGGGCGCUGGCCUUCACCUCUUUGCUGGCCACCUUGGCGCCCUCUUGACGUUGCGUGC